Paramuricea clavata is the source of this 2084-nucleotide messenger RNA. Lineage: Eukaryota; Metazoa; Cnidaria; Anthozoa; Malacalcyonacea; Plexauridae. The record is from the annotation of a GenBank genome assembly.
AUGGAUCUUUUUUAUAUGGACCCUUACCUGUUUUUGACUUAUGAAGAUGUGUUGAAGAAAAUUAUUGAAGAAAAUGAUGACAUAUGCAAGGGUGCCCACUUGUGCUUUGCAACAGCAUCAUCAACAUUUUCGUGCAUUGAGGAAAUUCGGGGAGACCCAAAUGUCAAUGUAAUUGACAUAAACAAAUCUUUUGGAAUGAGAUUUUUUACCCCUUAUGUUACACAACAUAAAUAUGGCUGUGUAUGUCAGGAACUAACCGAUAAGGAACCUACUCAACGAAAUGCCUUUGACGUGAUGAUGGAGAGUGCCAGAAGAGUAGCAUUAGAUGCAGUGCCUGUUCCAAUUCCAGAAAAUAGUAAUUUGGGCAAGAUGUACAAUGCAGUGCUUCCGUUUUGCCUUGAGAAUGGAAGCACAUUUCCAAGUAAUAGUUCUGCCUCAGUUGGAAAGACAUUUAUUAAACAUCUUGCUUCUUUGUUAUGGUAUUUAGAUGGUCAUUAUAGUAAAAUCAAUGACAAUGAAAACAAGGUGCCGGAAACUUUUGUCAAGAAUUUCAUUGGUAUCAAGUCACCAGAAUUAUAUAAACAUUGGAAAAGGCCAAUGUUAAUCUCACAUUAAAGAAGUCACUCAGUGCAUGCCCUUCUUUCAGGGUGAAUCUUGGAAAGACACAAGUUUCAUGAUCUUCGGGCUCCUUAGUAACAUUGAUGAGUAUGUUUUCUACCUGCGCAAGAAAUGUAAAUUGGUAGAAUUUGGGCAAAGUACGCUGCGGCCAAAUUUUGAAGAAAAAGCAAAUGUUGAAGGCCAAUACUGCAAUAAAGAUUCAAGCAUUAAGGAAUCUGGAUAACAAGCUCAGUGAUACUGCCGUGUUUACUCCAAUCUGUGUAAGAGAAGAGUAGUGUGUAUAUAAUUAUUAUUAUUUUUCCAUGGGGGUGUGGGAACCAAGAAAAAAUAACUGGAAAUAGUAUUAUGUGAGUGUUGUGAAUUGGGUGUGUUAGGGCGUUGACUGGGUCUGUACGGAUGGGGGGAACUUUGUGUGUCACAUGGUUUUGUAUAAGAUUGUAUUGUGUGUGUGGUGAUUGGCUAUUUUUUCUUGGUUCCCACACCUGAUUCGUCACUAUAGUGACGGUCGAUGAGCACAUCCGAACCCUUGAUCGAUCAAAGUGAUUAGGAUUUGAAAGUGCACGCCAUUUUAUGGUUGGUGGGAUGACGUCAUGGUCGCGGGCUGUGAUUGGUGCAGGGGAUGGACCAAUGAGGAGGCGGUAUUUUGGAAAUGACGUCACACUCAUGUAAUGGACUAAUUGGAGUGCAGUAUUAUGAUGGAUAAUUAUGUAUGCAGAGGGACAAUGAGGGAUACUGAUGUGUAAUUUAGGUGUGGCUGAUGGAUAAUAAUGGAUAAAUGAUGGGUAAUUAUAGGGUACAUGAGAGUGAUGAGGGGUAAUAAGAAUGUCAUUGGGAUAAGUUGAAAAAAAUUUAUUAAAAAAAUAUUAAGUUAUUUACAAUUUUUUUCGCCAAAAAUACCUUUCUCUAAAUUUUUUCCAUAUACAGGAUUUGUUCUAAUAUAUUUUUUUGUUCUUUUAUCUUAUCUAAAGCUUUUUUUCUAUAGUCCGUAAGAAACUCAUAACAACUAUAGUGUUUUAUAUUGUGUACUUUUAUUUUUUCUUUGCUUCGUGUUAGUAUUGUUCUUUUUUCACUCCCAUCCAUCGCAUAUAAGAUAAGUUCUUGAGCGGUGAUUUUGUCAUUGUCUUGAUUUUCAUUUGCAAUGUUCGACAGCAUUUCAUUUUGUGUGGGUCUGCCAGCACUUCGUUUGUUUUCAUUUGUUUGCGGUGUUAUAUUAGCUAUACGUCUAUGUUUGUUCACAGAUUUUGGCGGUAUGUAUUUCUUUCGUGAUUUGAAUAUUUUUAUGACCUAGAGUUGCUGGUUGGAUUGGUGGUAGUGUUGCUGGCAGUGGCGAUGAUGAAGGUGUUGAUGUUGCAGAAGAUGUGGGUGGUGGGGGUGGUAGUAAUGUUGGGGGUUGUUGCGUGAUUAUUUCAUCGAAGAAGAGGUUGCUGGGUAAAUUUUCGAUGAGGUCAUUGGGAAGUCCUAGGUAA